This is a messenger RNA of Acanthosepion pharaonis, 948 nucleotides long. Lineage: Eukaryota; Metazoa; Mollusca; Cephalopoda; Sepiida; Sepiidae. The record is from the annotation of a GenBank genome assembly.
AUGUUUUCAUCAGGGUACGCUGAUUUUUUAACGAUUUCGUUGGGGUACAUCUAUCUAUCUAUCUAUCUAUCUAUCUAUCUAUCUAUCUAUCUAUCUCAAACUGUUCCUUAUCUAUCUAUCUACCUACUGUUCAUUAUCUAUCUAUCUAUCUAUCUAUCUAUCUAUCUAUCUAUCUAUCUAUCUCUAUCCCAGUCUGUUCCCUAUUCAUCUAUCUAUCUAUCUAUCUAUCUAUCUAUCUCAUUUCAUCUAUCUAUUGUCUAUCUAUCUCAGACUGUUCAUUAUCUAUCUAUCUAUCUAUCUAUCUAUCUAUCUAUCUAUCUAUCUAUCUAUCUAUCUAUCUCAGUCUGUUCAUUAUCUAUCUCAGACUGUUCAUUAUCUAUCUAUCUAUCUAUCUAUCUAUCUAUCUAUCUAUCUAUCUUAGACUGUUCAUUAUCUAUCUAUCUAUCUAUCUAUCUAUCUAUCUAUCUAUUUCAUCUAUCUAUCGAUCUCAGACUGUUCAUUAUCUAUCUAUCUAUCUAUCUAUCUAUCUAUCUAUCUAUCCCCCAGUCUGUUCCUAUCCAUCUAUCUAUCUAUCUAUCUUGUUAUGUUCAUAUCUGUCUGUCUGUCUUAUUCUGUUCAUAUCUAUCUAUCUAUCUAUCUAUCUAUCUAUCUAUCUAUCUAUCUAUCUAUCUCAGACUGUUCAUUAUCUAUCUGUCUAUCUAUCUAUCUAUCCGAUAUGAAUGGCUUUAUUGCCUUGCUUGGGAUGAAAAAUUAAAAACAAUUUAUCUAUCUCCAUAUGCUUAUCUAUCUAUCUAUCUAUCUAUCUAUCUAUCUAUCUAUCUAUCUAUCUCAGACUGUUCAUUAUCUAUCUAUCUAUCUAUCUAUCUAUCUAUCUAUCUAUCUAUCUAUGCUUAUAUAUUAUCGUAUGCAUUAUCCUAUUAUAAAGAAUUGAUUAACUUCAUUUCUUAA